Molecule: messenger RNA, 2044 nt
Organism: Sebastes umbrosus (honeycomb rockfish)
Lineage: Eukaryota; Metazoa; Chordata; Actinopteri; Perciformes; Sebastidae
Exons: 10
Coding region: 112-1932 (606 amino acids)
Source: RefSeq, a predicted model, not a curated record
AGUUACAUGAGAAGCUCACGCCACUGUUGCAAAACGUCAGGUCUGCCACCGUCCGGUGCAACGCGUUUCCACCACCGUCACCACCGAAACUGACAAUCUGAACUCGAUCAGAUGGUGGUACUAGAUGUGUUGAUAAUAGGGGGCGGCCCUCAUGCCUUGACCCUUGCUAGCCUGCUAUUCAACCCUGACCCUGAUCCAAACUCAGACACCGGACAUGACUCUCCGCUCUCCUCUUCCUCUUCCUCUUCCUCCUCCUCCUCCUCCUCCUCCUUGGACCCCUCGACGCCUCAGACAAACCCGGAAACAUCCAACAAUAAACGCUGCUGUGGCAAGAAGAGGAGGAGGGCGACAGCUGACUCUGCAGGCCUGACACUGGAGGAACGACUAGCAAAGUCAACCAUAUCAGAGAAGGUCGACUGCCCACCGAUGAGUCUCCGAGUGGUGGAUUCCUACGGAGAGUGGACCACUCUGUGGGAGAGCCAGUUCACCGCUCUGAACAUCCCUCAUCUACGCUCACACACACUGGUGCACACAGACCCCCUCAAUAAGAAAGCGCUGCAGGAGUUUGUUUUAAAGUCUGAUCGUUCAGCGGAGCUUCACAGUCUUCCAGACCAGGUUUACAUUCUGGACAAAAACGCGUUUUUCAACGACAUGAGGCUCGGCAAGAAGGAGAGGAGACGUCUUAACAUCACCUCAACACUCAACAAGAGUUUAUCCUUCAGUCUGCCAGGAACCAAACUAAGUGUGGAUUUCUUUAAAGAUCAGGUGGAGAGAUACAACCUGGACAAAGUGCUGGUGAAGGGAACAGUGGAGCACAUCACCCCAGUGAUGGAGGACAAGGCCGACUGGAUAAAAGAGGGUGAAGCCAUGAGAAGGACUGAAAGGAAGACAGUGAAGUAUUUUCAAGUCCAACUUCAAGAAGGCGUCAUCCUAAAAGCCCGCCAGGUCGUUAUGGCGACAGGUCCAACCCGUGCCCAGAUGGCAAACAUCCCUUCAUGGGUGAAAAGCAUCGGAGAGAGCUACCCAGAGGAGCGUCUGCAGCACACGGUGCACCUCAUGCACCACCUGCCAACUGCUCGGCAAAGACUUCAAGACACAGAUAGUCAGAGACAGAAAGAGACUUUUCCCACUCAAGAAGUGUGUGUAGUGUGUACGGCAGGGCAGAGAGUAAUGGUAGUUGGUGGAGGUCUGACCAGCGCUCAUGUCGUCUCAAUUGCCCUUCAGCGAGGUGCCAGCCAUGUGACAUGGGUCAUGAGGAAGCACCUCCAGUUGAAGCAGUUUGAUGUGGGCGACGUGGAGAGCCUGGUGGGUCGUUACUCCCACGUGGAGCACGGCAUCAAGAUGGACGGCCAGGCCUACCUACGGCAGUUCUACAAUGAACGGAGUCUCCACAAACGGUUGGCGAUGAUUCGCCAGGCGAGGAAAGGAGGGGCCGUCACCCCGGAGGCCUACAUCCACCUACAGCCGUUCAUCCUGAAUGGACAGGUGGACGUGAAGACGUACUGUCAGGUGAGAGAAGCCAGCUGGUGCUACAGGAGCCAGGCCUGGAGUCUCUCCCUCAGCACUGGGAACCAGUGGACUGGAGAUGUGAUCUGGCUCGCCACCGGCUGCAAACUUGAUGUCAAACAGGACCCGCUGCUUUCUGAGGUGAUGAAGGAAUUCCCCGUUCAGGUGAUUGAUGGUUGGCCGAGCAUAUCAGAAAGCUUACAGUGGGCAGCCGGGUGCCCGCUCUACCUGAUGGGGCAGUACACCGCUCUGCAGGUUGGACCUCAUGCAGUGAACCUGGCCGGCGGACAGGCCGCCAGCAUGCGGAUCGCCAAGGACAUCAUGCGCCGUCAGCAGCAGGACAACACAGAGGCUUCUGAACUGAGUGGAGAGAAAUCUAAAACAGAAGAAUAUAUUCAACAGAUGCAAGGCCUGUUAUGGCUUUAAUGUUGCUGUUCAGCCUGAAGAACUAAGAUGCACGUGUGACGACUUAUGUCUGGCCAAUGUGGCCUUGAUUAAAUGGAUUGCACUUGAAUAAAUGCUUUUUUGGGAACUAUAA